Neolamprologus brichardi is the source of this 3529-nucleotide messenger RNA. Lineage: Eukaryota; Metazoa; Chordata; Actinopteri; Cichliformes; Cichlidae. The record is from RefSeq and is a predicted model, not a curated record.
CUGUCUGUCCGCUGUGUGUGGAUGAGCAGCACUCUCCAGCAGCUCCUCCAGGAUGGGGGAAAACGACGACAGCGACAUCAUAGAGCAUCACGUCGAGGAGGAGAUGGAGAAGAAAGGUGCGAGGAGCUACGCAGCUUCCUCCUCCUUCCUGGAGAGCGUCAGUCCGUCCGAGAGAGAGGGCCACAGCAGCACCCAGUCCUCCCACAGACUGCUGGCCUACAGCGAUGCUCUCAUCUCCAUUAUCGCCACUGUCAUGAUUUUACCUGUUGCUCACACCAAAGUGGAAAAUAAUGAGGAAUUGAGGGAGAGUCUUCAGGGUCUACUCUCCACAAAGAUCGGCGUUUACUUGAUGACAUUCCUCAUUGUGACUGUUGCCUGGGCUGCUCAUAUCAGGUUGUUUCAAGUUGUUGUUCGUAUCGAUGACUGUCUCGCACUUCUGAACCUCGUAAGUAUAAAAAUUACUUAAAGUGUUUUCAAAACGACAGACCCUGUCGUUGCAGGGCGGUUUGCGUACGUUGUAAUCCCGUGUGUCUCGUUUCUGUAGUCGGUGAUUGUGUUGUACGCCUUCAGCCGCCCCUUCCUCCUGAAUGAGCAGAUCCAGAUCUCAGAGAACCAGACCUUCUACAAACACCACAUCCUCAAAGUCAUCAUGAAGGUUCCCAUCAUGUGCUUCUUCGCCAGCAUCUUCUCCUUCAUCUUCUUCCAGCUGUCUUACGUUCUCUUGGCCAUCGUCAUCUUCCUGCCUUACAUCUCCCAGUGUUUGAAGUGGUGUCGCAGCAAAGCCAUCGGUCAGGUGGAGGAAACUCCAGACUCCAUGUUGUUCUACACCUACCUGCCUAACGAACCCCUCAGCAAGGAGCGAGUGGAGGCUUUCAGCGACGGAGUUUAUGCCAUCGUAGCAACGCUUCUCAUCUUGGACAUAUGCGAGGACAACGUCCCAGAUCCCACAGUCGUGCAGAAGCAGUUUGGCGGCAGCCUGACGGCGGCUCUGCGGCUUUACGGCCCCGAGUACCUCGCCUACUUUGGUUCCUUCGCCACCGUCGGCCUUCUCUGGUUUGUCCAUCACUCACUCUUCCUCCACGUCACCAAGGCAACGCGCUUCAUGGGCCUGCUGAACACCUUCUCGCUGGCGUUCGUCGGAGGUUUACCGUUAGCCUACCAGCUAACGCACGAGUUCCCGCCCAACUCUCACAAUGAGCUGGAAGCCAUUCAGAUUAGCUGUGUGAUCAUUUUCUUCGCCGGUAUUUUUCAGCUCGCCAUUUGGGUGGUCGCUCUGUACAACGAACAGGAAACUCUGCACCCCUACGUGCGAUACGGUGGACGUGAGCACGUGCUUAUGCUGGCUAAGCUGGCUCUGUACCCCUGCGUAGCUUUGGGGACGUUUUUCCUCACGUGCAUUUUGAGUAAAUUUAGCGCCCCGAUUUUCCACCUGAUGGAGAUCACGGUGCCUUUUGCUUUUCUAGUGUUGAGGAUUUUGGUGCGUCUCGGGUUAGCGCUGCUGCGGCUACUUUUCUGUCCUGACAGGUCCGAUCGGAGGAUCGUCAUAGAGGAGGAAGCUGACGAAACAAGAGUGCCAUUUAAUGCUCUAGUUACAUAGGGGGUGUGGACAGGGAACUGAUGCUAACUGACAGAUCUGAGAGGCAAUGUUGCUGAAGGGCUUGGUCUGUGAAUGUGCUUAUAUUUGACCUCAUGAGGAGCCUGCUGGGCUUCACACCGGCAACAAAAUGGAAAGCAUUUAGACCGGUUCAAAUGUUGAGAGCAUCGGUGUAAAUGGGAUUAGAUAUAAACCAUGGAAGGAGAUUUAUUAGGGAAAUACUUAGUGGAGCAGAGCUGAUACUGACGGCCAGAGCCUAUUCGUUCAUUAUUUACUUUACAGUAACAUGAAGAGUACCAGUGCAGGUUUUAAUCAGCAGUUAAUCAAUGUGAUUCAGUCAUUGUGUUUUAGUUUUAUUACUUCAUGUGCAGAGCACGGUCCGUCCAGCCGCUAUCAGUUAACUGAGCCAGAAUAGCCUCUAAUCACCCAUCGAGGAUUUUCUGAGCAUGCUCAGACGCCCCCUGCAGGACAUCCAUGAGCUGAUGGUGUGGCAGGAGAAGUCUUUCUGUCAAACUGGUCUCCUUUAAGUCUUGAGUGUUGGCACUUUAAAAAUACUUCUAAUCAGGAGAGGCCAUAACUUUUCAAAUUGCACUAUAUUUCCAUCAUGUGUAUCUUAGUGUCUAAUAACCGCAGUAAUGUGUGACUUUUUUAAAUUGAUGUCGCUAUUGCAUCGUCCUUAUCAUGCACUGUGUAUACGUUACUUUGACUACAUGAUUAUUACGCCCCGAUUUACCAAAAAUAUGUGAAAAGCCAAGUUUUAAGGCGUCGCUGUAGCUUCCUGGGGUGUAACGAGGGUAUUUGCAGAGGCCCAUUAAAUAAACAUGUAAAUGUAGAACAUGUCAGAUUGUGCAUGUUUGAGGCUUGUUUUGUUUUUGCAUUAACACCAAGUUUUAUGAAAAACUGAAGAUUUGACAGAUAACAACAUUAACUGACCUAAACAAGUCAUUUUUUAAAUGGGGAGGGUGGUAACCUUUCUCCAGUAGGGGGCGCUGUUGUUAUUGAUGUACUGAAGCCACUUUAGUCCAGAUGUAUUGCUCCAUCAUGCUGAUAUUUUUUUGUUUGUUUGUUUUUUCGACUUACUCAAAGAAAACUAUGAUGCACUUUAACAGAAACCUUCCAGAGGACGCAGAAAAGUUUGUCUGUGUUUGCUUUGUCGUUCUGCUUUCAUAUCCCGGCUGCACUACAGUGCAUCGUUUUAGUUUCAAGGUAUUCAUAACUGAUCAUUUGUACUUGGAAGCAAGUUAAAUGCAGGAUAUCUUUCCGUUGUCUGGCUUCACGAACCCCGGCAGCCCCAAUCAGGCCAAGCAGUCACACGAAGGUUGUUAUCAACCUGAUAACAUGGCUAAUAGCAUGAUCACGUGGGCAGCAGUGACUGAUUCUUAUGUAGUGCACUACUACAAAAAUUUGAGGUGGUUAAACACAAAACAGACUGAAAGCACCGCGGCUGCUGAACCACCUGUGUAAUACUAAAACCCAGGUUUAGUCUCAAGUUACCUGGAUAAGCCAAAAUCCUGCUGUUGGUGUUGGUGGCUGUUAUUGGUAGAAGCAGCAAAGUUGUUAGUUUUGUCACUGUAUAACUUUCCCAUUUAUCCUGAUACUUCUCAUGGUGAAAAUAAAGAACACAAAAUGGCAUUAAGAUCGUUAUGUAUUACAACCCAGUUACAUUUUUAUUGUCUUUAUCUGCUCGGUGGUGUGUUUAAAGCUCAGAGUCGAUAGGAAACAUCUGACCAGCUCUUUAUGCUUACACGUGUGUUAGUAACGGCUCUAUCAGUGCAAACUCCACAUUUGUUCUUUCACUCUGUGCAAAAUCUCUCUUUUCCUAACUGUCAGGCUUUGUUUUGUGAAUAAAUCUGAAGUCGAUCCUUUAAUGUAAAAGUGAUUUGUCUUCUCAUGAUCAAAAACACGAAUCGGAAUAAAAACAUUUUAAAGAAAAAA